UAGGAUUUUCCUGACAGGUCCGUUGUGAUUUCUUUGACACUUCUGUCCGUCGCUGUGCUUCUGAGGACAUUUUUAUCUCCUGUCAAUGGACGCUCAUAAAAGGCGUAUAUGUGUGUCCUAGUCGGUUAAUGUCCAACGCAUCUCCGGCUUCACCCAGCCAGUCCAUGGCCGAUCAGCAUGAGUCCAUCGAUCUCACCUCUCCUUCAGUGGACCCGUCAGCAGCUGCAGGACACAGCUGGUUCCCUGGGCCCCCUCCACCCAUGUAUUCCUGCACCCUGACCCCUGAGCUGGUGCACAAGGCACGGGAGGAGCUCCAGGAGAAGCCAGAGUGGCGCCUGCGGGAUGUCCAAGCACUGAGAGACAUGAUACUGAAGGAGCAGCCCAAUCUCAGGACCAGGCUGGAUGACGCUUUUCUCCUGCGCUUCCUGCGGGCCAGGAAGUUCGACUAUGACCGUGCCCUGCAGCUGCUGCUUAACUACCACGCAGGCCGAAAGGCUUGGCCGGAAGUGUUCCAGGACCUGAAGCCAUCCACAGUGAAACACGUCCUGGACUUGGGUUUCCUCACAGUCCUGCCACAGCCGGACCCCAACGGGAGAUACAUCCUCUGUCUGCGGCCAGGAAAAUGGAAACCGAAUGAUUAUCCAUUUGUUGACAAUGUGAGGGCCAUUUAUCUGACUCUGGAGAAGCUGAUCCAGCCGGAGGAAACGCAGGUGAACGGUAUCGUCAUCUUAGCCGACUACACCGGAGUGGGCAUGUCACAGGCGUCCAAUCCAGGCCCGUUCCUCGCCAAAAAAGUUGUGAGCAUCCUCCAGGACGGUUUCCCAAUCAGAAUCAAGGCCGUUAACAUAAUAAACGAGCCCAGGAUUUUCAAAGGCAUCUUCGCUAUAAUUAAGCCUUUUCUGAAGGAGAAGAUGGCAGAGAGGUACAUCCUCCAUGGCUCAGACUUGCGCUCUCUGCACCGGAACAUCCCACGGUCGGUUCUGCCGGAGGAGUAUGGCGGCACUGCGGGCCAGCUGGACUUAUGUGCGUGGUCGAGAGUGCUUCUGGACUGUGAGGAGGAAUUUAUAGUGGAGUUCUGCCAGCCGGAUCCACUAGAGGGCGUGGUGCUCCCAGACUCCAUGCUGUUUGAAGGAGCGCAGGCCAGCGGGCAGGAUGACGACACCUUCAGGGGGCUGCGCUCUCAACUCUACUACUGUUACUGAUGCAGACUGUAGAUGCACUCACUCCCACCACUGAGAGGACAUCUUCUGUUUCAUUUGAAACAAGUGUGUAGACUUUUACAGGGCAAGUUGCCAAUAUUAUACAUGAUUUAUUUUACUAACUAAGCAGCACUGCUAUAGGUGGAUAGUUUAAUGUAGUUUACACGUAGCCCAGCAUUCACUCAUGGUUCCAAGGCAGCUGUAGGCUUUUGACAUGAGCCAGUGCAUGUUUGGCCAUCAUCAUCGGUGGCCCCUCUAUUCAGUUAUUUCUGGUAUUUGAAGGAUAAAUUCAGAGUUUUUUAAAUAGUCAGACGCCCAUAUGUACAUUGAAGCAUGUUUUGCUUGAUGUAAUCAUUCUUCCUGUCCACACUGGCCAUUUAAAAAAAACAUAUUAAUAUGCUUUCAGUGCAAGAGAUGUGCGGACAAAAGCCACAGUCUUCGUUUUGUAUUUAGCAGAAGCUAAAAUGAGACGUCAGCAGAACUGGUUCGACAGAUCAAGUGGAUGGUUUAGCACAAAAUUCCCUCGUGUUACUUACUCUCUACCACAGAGGGGAAACAAAAAGGGGAACUUCCUUCUAAAAACACUAAAACUUUUGAAUUUACCGACCUCAUUUGGCCAACUGAGUCUGCUGAGGCCUCAUAUUAAGACUGUGGGACGUGGAUCUCUUAACAGACACUAUGAACAGGAGGAGUGAUUACAGCUAGCAAAAACAGUCUCAAUGCACAUAUGGGCAUGUUUGUACUGCUUUAAAGGGAUAGUUCACCCCAAAAUCAAAAAUACACAUUUUUCCUCUUACCUGUAGCGCUAUAUAUCAGUCUAGAUUGUUUUAGUGUGAGUUGCUGAAUGUUGAAGAUAUCGGCCGUAGAAAUAUCUGCCUUCUCUCCAGUAUAAUGGACCUAGAUGGCACAAAAGAAAAAAUACAUCUGAAAAUCUCAACAGCAAUGUCUCUUUCCAGAAAUCAUGACCCAGUUUCUUAAGCAGUUUCGUGUAGGAACUAUUUUCUGUCCACCGAACUACAAGUGCCAACUGUAUCACUGCGCAGAAGGAGGCGUGCAUCUACUGCCAGCUCACCUAGCACCACAGAGCUAGCUAACGUUGCAGCUCAGCCGAGGAGGACGCCAUUAAUUUUUGCGUCUCGCGCUGUCACAACACGAGCCGCGAAACUGCUCACAACAAGGUCUUGGCACUUUGAGCACCACAAGCUGAGUGACAUCCAGUUCCAUUAUACUGGAGAGACGGCAGACAUCUCUACAGCUGAUAUCUCCAACUCUCUGCAACUCACACCAGAACAAUGUAGUUUGAUGAAAAGCACGACAGGCAAAAGGAAAAAUAUGUGUAUUUUAUUUGGGGGUGAACUGUCUCUUUAAGACAGACAUGGAAAAACAUGAACCCAUCCUUCAAUAUUUUUCCACUGAGGCAAAAUUCUAAAAACAGUUUGUUAGGACCUGCAUACUGGCAGUCAGUCACAUACUGGCCAUUAGCGCUCCGUGCGUGGUUACAUUGCCCCCCCCCAAAAAAAUGGAGACAGUUUUUGUGUAUGUAACCGUCUAAUACAUUGCCUUAAACUGCAGAUUUCCUUUCAUAAAUCACGUUGGAUUUGUGUGUACCAAAGCAAUAUUCAUGUGUACUCUCAUCAGGGCUCGUCUUACAUAAGAGUUGAUAUACUUCAUUGUUAGGGAGUAGGAAUGGAUGGCUGCUGCAGCUGAGGAAAAGAAUAAUACAGUAGAUUUAUCAGUUACAUUUUUUGCUCAGUAUCAAACUCUCACACUGUUUCAGGGCCUUUGUUUAGUUGAUGCUUCAGUUUUCUGUGACUUGAAUCUCCUGAGAGGAUUAUUUUUUCUAACCUCAGAUAAUCUGCCUUAUGUUGUCUUUUUUAACCUUUUAUGACCUGGUUGCUUUCAUCACUCAGUCUUAACGCAGGCCCAUCACUGAUCACAGGAGUCACAUGAGGAACAGAACAUUCAGUCCUGACUUUACAGACAUCUCGUUUGCCAAAUUUCACUCCAGGCCAUGUACAGAAAUGUGCAAUAAUAAUGUUAGAUCUGAUAUCUUGCAGUAGCCCGAAGCUAACUUGAAUAGUUUGCAUCAAUCUUUUAUAUUUUUAUUUUAAGCAUGUCUGUGGGUAUAAGCUAUAUUGUAUUGCAGGAUAUUUAUUGUUGGUAGUAAAGACAGUAAAGUAAAACUCCAAACGGAGAAA
This is a messenger RNA of Epinephelus moara (kelp grouper), 3397 nucleotides long. RefSeq names its product tocopherol (alpha) transfer protein-like (gene ttpal). The record is from RefSeq and is a predicted model, not a curated record. The transcript has 6 exons. NCBI's taxonomy places the organism in Eukaryota, Metazoa, Chordata, Actinopteri, Perciformes, Serranidae. Gene Ontology annotation, cellular component: membrane. Gene Ontology annotation, molecular function: phosphatidylinositol bisphosphate binding. The coding region runs from base 129 to 1202 and encodes 357 amino acids.